This is a messenger RNA of Physcomitrium patens, 1904 nucleotides long. RefSeq lists its product as uncharacterized. The record is from RefSeq and is a predicted model, not a curated record. NCBI's taxonomy places the organism in Eukaryota, Viridiplantae, Streptophyta, Bryopsida, Funariales, Funariaceae. Gene Ontology annotation, cellular component: nucleus. Gene Ontology annotation, molecular function: zinc ion binding.
GCAACAAAGCCAAGCUUGGCAAAUGCGAUAAAUCGGCGACGAGGCAGAGGAAUUGUGUUGCGGGAGCCUCGUGUUUGCAGAUCAUCGCAAUUCUGAGUGAUGGUCGGAGCUCGUUGCUGUGAGUCGAAUUGAGUUAGCGCAGUGUCGCAUUUGUGGGGCGGUUGCGGGGAAGCAGAAGCAGUGGGAGGACUGAGAAGGAAGUGUUAGGUCUGUUGUGGGAGAAGGCGUUGGGUGGUGUUUUUGGGUUUUGGAUUUGAGGUUAUGGUGCGUGGAGAUGUAUAGGACAGCGUGAAGAAUUUUUAUUUUUUUUGUGCCUUUCUGGAGGUGCUGCUGCUGGUGUGCUGUUGUUGUUGUUUAGCAUCGUGUUGAAGUGCGAUUGAGGCGGAGACGUACAGAAUUUUGGAAGACUAGUGAGGAGUGAGUGUCUGUGGAGGUGGAGAUUGUAGUGUUAGUACUCCAUGCUUGUAGUCUAAUUGUUUGCGUGUGAAUUGAAGUCAGCGCGUAGGUACUUCAAUGCAUUUUAGCUGGUCUUGACCUAAAAUUACAGCAGGCAGGAGCUGGGUUUGGGCUGCGUGGGAGUGACCGAGUGUGGUUACAGCCGGGUAAGAUGCCGAAACGUAAAACUGGAGCUCGGAAGAAGGCUGAGGGUAUGCGGCUGCGGCAGAAGGAGAUUUCGAACAAGAAAUAUGUGGUCGAUCUGGGGAAGCAUCCGUGUAACCAGACUAUGACGUGCGAUUCGUGCACCAGGCAACAAAAGAACAGAGCAUUUUGCUAUUUCUGUGCGAGCUAUCCGAAGACACCCGUCUGUGCUCAAUGUGGGAAAAUCAAGUGCAUGGCGUCGAGUUCUGAUUGUGUGGUGCGACAUCCUGGUAAAAACGUCAGCGGACUUGGGCUGGUGGGAGCCAUCUGUGAUUUCUGUGAAGCUUUCAUCUGCCACUCCAGGAAAUGUCUUACCACACAUGCCUGCAACUGUCCACUAGUCGACGCAACAUGCAUUGAGUGUGAGCGUGUAGUAUGGGAGCACGGAGGUCGAUUGUUCCGUUGCUUUUCUUGCGACAUGUGGUUGUGCGAAGAUGAUCAAUUCGAGCAUCAAGCAUCUUGUCAGCAGCUUGAUACUGAGACCUUCCAUUGUCUUUCGUGCAACCGAACAGGACUGUAUACAUGUCUGCGAUGUAAGAUCUGCUUUUGCGAUGAACAUGUGAAAGGUGUUACGAAUGUAGCUAAGAGAGGAGAGGCUUUGAUGUGCAAAAAGUGUGCCUAUCCGCUCAAGGAGACUAAGGACAUCAGUGUGUCAGUGCGCAUACACAAAUAUGGGCGGCAGGGUGCUGGUGGACAUGAUGACGAAGGAACCUCAGGAGAUGGUGAAUAUGGUGGUUAUGGGGGCUAUGGGGGCUACGGAGGCUUUAGUGGCUAUGGUGGUGUUAGUCACGGUGGUGGGCACGACCAUGAUGACGAUGAUGAAGAAGAUGAUGACGAGGAGGAAGGGUCCGAGGAAGAAGAGGACGAAGAUGAAGAAGAUGAGGAAGAUGAGUAUAAUGGCAGUCAAUCUUUGGGCAUGGCAGCUCUCAAUAUCAAAGAGUAUAAGGUUGAAGGAGGAGGCAGUUCAAACACUAAGGAACGCGAGAAAAAGUCUACCAAGUAGUUCUUGCUCAUUUCUGACUCAAAUCUCAACAAGGUAGAACUUGAAUGUGAGACACUAAGCUAGUCCAAUAAUAUAUUCACCUCUUCAUGCUAUAUAUGCAAGUCGUUGAUGAAGAAAGAGUUUAGAAGAGCAUGCUAUAUCAAUUUUUUUAUGUUUCUCUUGGUGAGAUUUCACCAGCUUAUCCACGUGUGAAGGUGGUCUGGCUGAUCUGAACUGUGUUCCAUGUAUUGAAUAUUGCGAGGACGGAAAAAAAAUUCUGUUC